AUGCGGCAUUUCAGCAUCUGCCUUGAAGAGCUUUUUGCCGUGUAUAGUGUCCUGGGGCCCUGGGAGAAAGGGAAAGGCGGUAGAACUAGCCCCAGUACUUACCUUGACAGCAGAGAGCAGAUAAAGUUGUAUACCAAGCACGGGACUUUGAAAUACCAGACAGACUGUGCCCCUAACAAUGGCUACUUUAUGAUCCCCUUGUAUGAUAAGGGAGAUUUUAUUCUAAAGAUUGAGCCUCCCCUAGGGUGGAGUUUUGAGCCAACCAACGUGGAGCUGUAUGUGGAUGGCGUCAAUGACAUCUGCACGAAGGGUGGGGACAUCAACUUUGUGUUCACCGGGUUCUCUGUGAAUGGAAAGGUGCUGAGCAAAGGGCAGCCCCUGGGUCCUGCAGGAGUUCAGGUGUCUCUGAGAAACACGGGGACGGAGGCGAGGAUUCAGUCCACCGUCUCACAACCUGGUGGAAAGUUUGCAUUUUUUAAAGUUCUUCCUGGAGAUUAUGAAAUCCUCGCAACUCAUCCGACCUGGGCAUUGAAAGAGGCAAGCACCACUGUGCGUGUAACCAACUCUAAUGCUAAUGCAGCCAGUCCCCUCAUAGUUGCUGGCUAUAAUGUGUCUGGCUCUGUUCGGAGUGAUGGAGAGCCCAUGAAAGGGGUGAAGUUUCUUCUCUUUUCUUCUUUAGUAACCAAAGAGGAUGUCCUGGGCUGCAACGUCUCACCAGUGCCUGGGUUCCAGCCCCAAGAUGAGAGCUUGGUGUAUUUGUGCUAUGCGAUCUCCCAGGAAGAUGGCUCUUUCUCCUUCUACUCCUUACCAAGUGGGGGUUACACUGUGAUCCCAUUCUACCGAGGGGAGAGGAUCACCUUUGAUGUUGCGCCUUCCCGACUUGACUUCACGGUGGGGCACGACAGCCUGAGCAUUGAGCCGGUGUUCCACGUCAUGGGAUUCUCUGUCACUGGGAGGGUCCUGAACGGGCCUGAAGGAGAAGGUGUCCCCGAGGCGGUGGUCACACUGAACAACCAGAUCAAAGUCAGAACGAAAGCUGACGGCUCCUUCCGCCUGGAGAACAUCACAACAGGGACGUACACCAUCCAUGCCCAGAAAGAGCACCUGUCCUUUGAAACAGUCACCAUCAAAAUUGCACCGAACACCCCACAGCUGGCGGAUAUCAUCGCCACAGGGUUCAGCGUCUGUGGUGAGGUGUCAAUCACCCGCUUUCCGGACACCGCCAAGCAGAUGAGUAAAUACAAAGUGGUCCUCUCGUCUCAAGACAAGGACAAGUCUUUGGUCACCGUGGAGACAGAUGCUCAUGGAUCAUUUUGCUUUAAAGCAAAACCGGGGACCUAUAAAGUUCAGGUGGUGGUCCCCGAGGCUGAGACCAGAGCCGGCCUGCUGUUGAAGCCCCAGACGUUUCCCCUCACUGUGACUGACAGGCCUGUGAUGGACGUGGCCUUUGUGCAGUUCUUGGCGUCCGUUUCUGGGAAAGUCUCUUGUUUGGACACCUGCGGUGACCUGCUGGUGACCCUGCAGUCCCUGAGCCGCCAGGGCGAGAAGCGCAGCCUCCAGCUCUCCGGCAAGGUCAAUUCCAUGACUUUCACGUUUGACAGCGUGCUCCCGGGAAAGUACAAAAUCAGCAUCAUGCAUGAGGACUGGUGCUGGAGGAACAAGAGUCUGGAGGUGGAGGUGCUGGACGAUGACGUGCUGGCCGUGGAGUUCCGGCAGACGGGCUACAUGCUGCGGUGCUCCCUCUCUCACGCCAUCACUCUGGAGUUUUAUCAGGAUGGAAAUGGACCUGAGAACGUGGGGAUUUACAACCUCUCCAAAGGCGUCAACCGCUUUUGCCUGUCCAAGCCUGGUGUGUACAAAGUGACCCCUCGCUCCUGCCACCGGUUUGAGCAGGCCUUCUACACCUAUGACACCUCUUCACCCAGUAUCUUGACGUUGACAGCCAUUCGCCACCAUGUCCUUGGAACGCUCACCACCGACAAAAUGAUGGAUGUCACUGUGACUAUCAAGUCAUCCAUCGACAGCGAACCAGCCUUGGUGCUGGGCCCUCUGAAGUCUGUGCAGGAACUGCGGAGGGAGCAGCAGCUGGCGGAGAUCGAGAGUCGAAGGCAGGAGCGGGAGAAGAGUGGCAAAGAAGAGGGUGGGGAAGGAAGGACCAAGCCACCCGGGCAGGAGAUGGUGGAUGAGCUGCGAGGCCCCUUCUCUUACGAUUUUUCCUACUGGGCCCGGUCUGGAGAGAAGAUCACCGUGACGCCCUCGUCUAAGGAGCUGCUCUUCUAUCCCCCUUCCAUGGAAGCUGUGGUCAGCGGAGAAAGCUGCCCAGGGAAGCUGAUUGAGAUCCACGGAAAGGCAGGCUUGUUCCUGGAAGGCCAGAUCCACCCAGAGUUGGAAGGAGUUGAGAUCGUCAUCAGUGAGAAGGGAGCAAGUUCACCUCUGAUCACGGUCUUUACUGAUGACAAAGGUGCCUACAGCGUCGGCCCCCUGCACAGUGACCUGGAGUACACUGUGACCUCGCAGAAGGAGGGCUACGUGUUGACUGCGGUGGAGGGAACUAUCGGAGACUUUAAGGCUUAUGCCUUGGCUGGCGUGAGCUUCGAGAUUAAAGCUGAAGAUGACCAGCCCCUCCCUGGGGUCCUCCUAUCCCUCAGUGGGGGUGUGUUUCGUUCCAACCUCUUGACUCAGGACAACGGCAUUCUGACGUUCUCAAACCUGAGCCCUGGCCAGUACUACUUCAAGCCCAUGAUGAAGGAGUUCCGGUUUGAGCCAUCCUCUCAGAUGAUCGAGGUGCAAGAGGGACAGAACCUGAGGAUCACCAUCACUGGGUACCGGACAGCCUACAGUUGCUAUGGCACUGUGUCUUCUCUGAAUGGGGAACCGGAGCAGGGUGUGGCGGUCGAAGCCAUGGGACAGAAGGACUGUAGCAUUUACGGAGAGGACACCGUGACGGACGAGGAGGGCAAGUUCCGGCUACGUGGAUUGCUGCCAGGGUGUGUGUACCACGUGCAGCUGAAGACAGAAGGCAAUGACCACAUCGAGCGGGCGCUGCCCCACCAUCGCGUGAUCGAGGUUGGGAAUAAUGACAUCGAUGACAUAAACAUCAUAGUUUUCCGGCAGAUUAACCAAUUUGAUUUGAGUGGAAAUGUGAUCACUUCCUCUGAGUAUCUUCCUACAUUAUGGGUGAAGCUCUACAAAAGUGAGAACCUGGACAACCCCAUCCAGACGGUGUCUCUCGGCCAGUCCCUCUUCUUCCACUUCCCGCCGCUGCUCAGGGACGGCGAGAAUUAUGUUGUGCUCCUGGACUCCACGCUCCCCAGGUCCCAAUAUGACUACGUAUUGCCUCAAGUCUCUUUCACUGCAAUGGGCUACCAUAAACACAUCACCCUGAUUUUCAAUCCCACGAGGAAACUGCCUGAGCAAGACAUCGCACAAGGAUCGUACAUAGCCCUGCCACUGACCCUGCUGGUCCUCCUGGCUGGUUAUAACCACGACAAGCUCAUUCCCUUGCUGUGGCAGCUGACAAGCCGGCUGCAGGGAGUCCGUGCCCUUGGCCAGGCAGCCUCUGACAACAGCGGUCCGGAGGAUGCAAAGAGACAAGCCAAGAAACAGAAGACAAGGCGCACAUGAGGAGAAAGGGAACAGCUGCAGUCUCCCUUGGGACAGGCCACAGCCAGGGCCAGCACUGCCACGGGACAGAGGCACGCAUCAGCUAGCUCCAGCCCACUGUGGGCUGUGUCCUCCUGUCGGUGAGGCGGCCCGUGCCUGUCCUCCCCGUUGUGUGGCCCCAUGGUGCAAUGCAAUGAAUGGAUGGACCCUCCUGUCACUCUGCUGAACACAAUUUAUUUUCUGAGUUGAAGAUAAUUUAUUAUUAUUAUUUUUGUCAAAGAAAUAUUUAAGUUGUGCUGAUGGUGUGAGAACACAAUCCUUAAUCUUCAGUCUUUGUGUGCAAGAAGAGAUCCCAUAAACGUGGCGUUUGGCCCCACAGUGAAGUUACCUUCAGGAUGUAUCUUUCCCCUAAAUUUCCCUUUGCAUUCACAAUCCCUGCUGGAAACUGCAGCAACCCGUAUCCACUCCUAGGAGGAUCUGUUAGGAGGCGAAAAAUCAAUAAAAUUACCCGUUUGUU
This is a messenger RNA of Fukomys damarensis (Damara mole-rat), 4120 nucleotides long. RefSeq names its product nodal modulator 1. Gene Ontology annotation, cellular component: endoplasmic reticulum membrane. Gene Ontology annotation, molecular function: carbohydrate binding. The transcript is spliced from 31 exons. Bases 1 to 3624 code for a protein of 1207 amino acids. The record is from RefSeq and is a predicted model, not a curated record. NCBI's taxonomy places the organism in Eukaryota, Metazoa, Chordata, Mammalia, Rodentia, Bathyergidae.